ACAUAGGAAGGUUUACCAAACGACUUUAGAACUGAGAAAUCAAUGGCCCAACAUAGAAGUGGGGAUAGGAUGGUGAUGGAGAAUGGUCUUGACUCUGUUGAUCAUCAUGAACAUGAUCAUGAUCAUGCAGAUGAUGGUACCAUAGAACUGAGGGAAGAAGAGGUUUCAGUGGAGAAGGUGUUUCAACACAAGCUGGUUCCAUCAUGGAGGAACCAACUAACUUUGAGAGCUUUUGCAGUGAGCCUUGCACUCAGCAUACUCUUCACCUUCAUAGUCAUGAAGCUCAACCUCACAGUUGGUAUCAUACCUUCUCUGAAUGUGUCUGCCGGGCUUCUGGGGUUCUUCUUUGUUAAGACAUGGACCAAGUUCUUGGAAGGUUCUGGAAUGUUGAAACAACCUUUUACAAGGCAAGAGAACACUGUCAUCCAAACAUGUGUUGUUGCAUCCUCUGGCAUAGCCUUUAGUGGAGGAUUUGGGAGUUACCUAUUUGGAAUGAGUAAACGAGUGGCUGAUCAAACAUCAGAUAGCAGUGACUUUAAGGACCCAAAAUUAGGGUGGAUGAUUGCUUUUCUAUUUGUUGUUAGCUUUCUUGGACUCUUCUCAGUUGUACCUCUUAGAAAGAUUAUGGUUAUUGACUUCAAAUUGACAUAUCCAAGUGGUACUGCAACUGCUCAUCUUAUCAACAGUUUCCACACUCCUCAGGGAGCCAAAUUAGCAAAGAAGCAAGUGAAAACUUUGGGAAAAUUCUUCAGUUUUAGUUUUCUAUGGGGUUUCUUUCAAUGGUUCUAUACAGCCACUGACCAAUGUGGAUUUCAAGCCUUCCCUUCACUGGGGCUCAAAGCAUAUCAGAACAGGUUUUACUUUGAUUUCUCUGCAACCUACAUUGGAGUAGGAAUGAUUUGCCCCUACAUCAUAAACAUAUCAGUGCUCCUUGGAGGAAUCCUUUCAUGGGGUCUAAUGUGGCCACUCAUAAAGAACAGAGAAGGUGAUUGGUAUGCUAAAGGCCUUGGCGACGGCAGCCUUCAUGGAAUCCAAGGUUAUAGAGUAUUUCUAGCCAUAGCUAUGAUUCUUGGAGAUGGUUUAUAUAACUUCUUCAAGGUGCUAAUUCAUACAUUCUUGGGUUUGUAUACUCAAUUUCGGAACAAAAGGGAAAGUGUUCUUCCUGUUGCCGAUCAGGACUCUCCAUUGCCUCCUCAGCAAUCCUAUGAUGAUCAGCGCCGCACCCAACUCUUUCUUAAAGAUCAGAUUCCCACAUGGUUUGCAGUUGGAGGCUAUGUUGCCAUAGCUGCCAUCUCUACAGCCACUUUGCCUCACAUAUUUCAUCAACUGAAAUGGUAUUACAUGAUUGUCAUCUACCUCAUUGCGCCUACCUUAGCAUUUUGCAAUUCUUAUGGCAGUGGACUGACGGAUUGGUCCCUUGCAUCCACCUAUGGAAAGCUUGCCAUUUUCACAAUUGGAGCAUGGGCCGGUUCAUCACAUGGUGGAGUUCUUGCUGGCCUAGCAGCUUGUGGGGUGAUGAUGAACAUUGUUUCCACAGCUUCUGACUUGAUGCAAGAUUUUAAGACCGGCUACCUUACCCUCGCUUCGCCUCGCUCCAUGUUUGUUAGCCAAGUAAUUGGCACAGCAAUGGGGUGUGUAGUUUCUCCUUGUGUCUUUUGGAUUUUCUACAAAGCAUUUCCUGAUCUUGGGACACCAAAUAGUGAAUACCCUGCCCCAAAUGCAAUGGUUUUCAGGAACAUGGCCAUAUUGGGUGUAGAAGGCUUCAAGUCUCUACCAAAACACUGCCUCUUGCUUUGCUAUAUCCUCUUUGGUUCUGCCAUUGCAAUAAACAUGAUCAAAGAUUUCCUAGGUAAAAGGGGGAGGUACAUACCACUUCCAAUGGCCAUGGCAAUACCAUUCUAUCUAGGACCCUACUUUGCCAUUGACAUGUGUGUUGGAAGUUUGAUAUUGUUUGUGUGGGAAAAGUUGAACAAGGCUAAGGCCAAUGCAUUUGGACCAGCUGUAGCUUCUGGUUUGAUUUGUGGUGAUGGAAUAUGGACUCUGCCUUCUUCAAUUCUUGCUCUUGCUGGAGUUAAACCACCUAUUUGCAUGAAGUUCUUGUCUAGGGCCACUAAUGCCAGGGUUGACACUUUCUUAGGGAAUUGAGGUUCAAUGGACUUGAAUUCAGUCAGUGUCUUAGGGAAGUCUUAAAGCAUGUUCUUGGGGUUUAAACUUUAGUGCAAGACUAGUUUAAGUUGCAACUUUCAAGUUUCUGCUAUACUUUCUUAGGGAAUGAAGGUCAAAUUGUAUGUAGCAAAAUUGGUUGAAGUUUACAUUUUCAUAAUUCUGCUUUCACAUGUAGUUGAACAAACAUGAUAAAGACAAAAUGUGCAGUGUUAUAUCAACAGGUAUUUGGUUUCAUGCUUAGAUUGAUUUUGUUAUUUUGAGGCUCCUA
Messenger RNA from Arachis stenosperma, 2434 nucleotides. RefSeq names its product probable metal-nicotianamine transporter YSL7. The transcript is spliced from 6 exons. Gene Ontology annotation, cellular component: membrane. Lineage: Eukaryota; Viridiplantae; Streptophyta; Magnoliopsida; Fabales; Fabaceae. The coding region runs from base 43 to 2145 and encodes 700 amino acids. The record is from RefSeq and is a predicted model, not a curated record. Gene Ontology annotation, molecular function: oligopeptide transmembrane transporter activity.